CUUAGAUCUGCUGCUAAAACAGGACCAAUGAAGAUGUUCACCAGGCUCCAAGUCCUUGCGUUAGCUUUGUUUUCCAAAGGAGUUUUCCUUUCCCUAAGCGACCACAGCUUUGUAAGGAAGGAAAUUAAGAUAGAAGGAGACCUUGUAUUGGGUGGCUUAUUUCCAGUCAAUGAAAAAGGCACUGGAAUUGAAGAAUGUGGGAGAAUCAAUGAAGACCGAGGCAUCCAGCGCUUGGAGGCCAUGUUGUUUGCCAUUGAUGAAAUCAACAAAGACAACUACUUGCUUCCAGGAAUUAAACUUGGAGUUCACAUCUUGGACACAUGUUCCAGGGAUACAUAUGCCUUAGAACAGUCUCUGGAGUUUGUCAGGGCAUCUUUAACUAAAGUGGAUGAAACUGAGUAUAUGUGCCCUGAUGGCUCAUAUGCCAUUCAAGAGAAUUUACCAUUACUCAUUGCAGGAGUCAUAGGUGGUUCCUAUAGCAGCGUUUCCAUACAGGUGGCAAAUUUGCUCAGACUCUUCCAGAUCCCUCAGAUAAGCUAUGCCUCCACCAGUGCCAAGCUGAGUGACAAAUCCCGCUACGACUACUUUGCACGGACAGUGCCCCCUGACUUCUACCAGGCAAAAGCCAUGGCUGAAAUCCUACGGUACUUCAACUGGACUUACGUGUCAACGGUUGCCUCGGAAGGAGACUAUGGGGAGACAGGGAUCGAAGCCUUUGAGCAGGAAGCUCGCCUCCGCAACAUCUGCAUCGCCACCUCUGAGAAAGUAGGUCGGUCCAACAUCAGGAAGUCCUAUGAUGGUGUGAUCAGAGAACUGCUCCAGAAACCCAAUGCCAGAGUGGUGGUGCUCUUCAUGCGAGGCGAUGACUCACGGGAGCUGAUCGCAGCUGCCAACCGCUUCAACGUUUCCUUUACCUGGAUUGCAAGCGAUGGGUGGGGAGCGCAAGAGAGUAUUGUCAAGGGCAAUGAGCACAUAGCUUCUGGGGCGAUAACCCUGGAACUUGCUUCUCACCCAGUCAAAGAGUUUGACACGUAUUUCCAAAGCCUCAGCCCUUUCAAUAACAGACGUAACCCCUGGUUCAAGGACUUCUGGGAGCAAAAAUUCCAGUGUAAUCUCCAGAACAGAAAACCACAUAAAAAGGCCUGUGAGAAGCACUUCACUAUCAACAGUUCCAACUAUGAGCAAGAAUCCAAGAUCAUGUUUGUUGUAAAUGCAGUGUAUGCAAUGGCUCAUGCCUUGCAUAAAAUGCAGAGGACUCUGUGUCCAAACACCACCAAACUCUGUGAUGCCAUGAAGCAUUUGGAUGGCAGGAAGUUGUACAAAGAUUAUCUCCUGAAAGUAAAUUUUACAGCUCCAUUCAACCCUCCCAAUGCUGCGGACAAUAUGGUAAAAUUUGAUGCCUAUGGAGACGGGAUAGGACGAUACAACGUGUUCAAUUUCCAGUACACUGGAGGCAGAUACUCUUAUGUGAAGGUUGGUCAAUGGGCUGAAACCUUGUCACUUGAGGUUGACUCUAUCCAUUGGUCCAGGAGCUCCAUCCCUGUCUCCCAGUGCAGUGACCCCUGUGCUCCUAAUGAGAUGAAGAAUAUGCAACCAGGAGAUGUCUGCUGUUGGAUUUGUAUUCCCUGUGAAACCUAUGAGUACCUAGCUGAUGAAUUCACUUGUGCAGACUGUGGACCCGGAAAAUGGCCCACAGCUGACCUGACUGGCUGUUAUGACCUACCAGAAGACUACAUCAAGUGGGAAGAUGCUUGGGCAAUAGGUCCUGUUACAAUCGCAUGCCUGGGCUUUAUUUGCACUUUUAUGGUAAUUGCAGUGUUCAUCAAGCACAACAACACCCCCUUGGUCAAAGCUUCCGGUCGUGAACUGUGCUACAUAUUGCUCUUUGGGGUCUUCCUCUCUUACAGCAUGACUUUCUUCUUCAUAGCCAAGCCUUCUCCAGCUAUCUGCACUCUGCGUCGUUUGGGGCUAGGAAGUUCCUUUGCUGUCUGCUACUCUGCCCUUCUGACAAAAACGAACUGCAUAGCCAGAAUAUUUGAUGGUGUAAAGAAUGGUGCUCAAAGGCCCAAGUUCAUCAGUCCCAGUUCUCAGGUCUUCAUCUGCCUGAGUCUCAUUUUGGUACAGAUUGUGGUGGUGUCCGUGUGGCUUAUCUUGGAGGCCCCUGGCACCAGGCGGUACACUCUUCCUGAGAAGAGAGAGACUGUCAUAUUGAAAUGCAAUGUCAAAGAUUCCAGUAUGUUAAUCUCCUUAACAUAUGAUGUAGUCCUCGUGGUCUUAUGCACUGUAUACGCCUUCAAAACAAGGAAAUGUCCAGAGAACUUCAACGAAGCCAAGUUUAUCGGUUUCACAAUGUACACAACGUGCAUCAUUUGGCUGGCCUUUCUCCCCAUAUUCUAUGUGACAUCCAGUGACUACAGAGUGCAAACCACCACCAUGUGCAUCUCUGUGAGUCUGAGCGGCUUCGUUGUGCUGGGCUGCUUGUUCGCACCCAAGGUGCACAUCAUCCUCUUCCAGCCCCAGAAGAAUGUGGUCACCCACAGACUCCAUCUCAACAGGUUCAGCGUCAGUGGGACGGGGACCAAUUACUCCCAGUCAUCUGCCAGUAUGUAUGUACCGACAGUCUGCAAUGGAAGGGAAGUUCUGGACUCCACCACUUCAUCUCUGUGA
Messenger RNA from Indicator indicator, 2667 nucleotides. It is a transcript of the gene GRM3, whose product is annotated as glutamate metabotropic receptor 3. Gene Ontology annotation, molecular function: group II metabotropic glutamate receptor activity. NCBI's taxonomy places the organism in Eukaryota, Metazoa, Chordata, Aves, Piciformes, Indicatoridae. Bases 28 to 2667 code for a protein of 879 amino acids. The record is from RefSeq and is a predicted model, not a curated record. The transcript is spliced from 5 exons. Gene Ontology annotation, biological process: regulation of synaptic transmission, glutamatergic; G protein-coupled glutamate receptor signaling pathway. Gene Ontology annotation, cellular component: membrane.